Molecule: messenger RNA, 2711 nt
Organism: Gekko japonicus
Lineage: Eukaryota; Metazoa; Chordata; Lepidosauria; Squamata; Gekkonidae
Gene: DDX49
Product: DEAD-box helicase 49
Molecular function (GO): nucleic acid binding; RNA helicase activity; ATP binding
Source: RefSeq, a predicted model, not a curated record
CUGGGAAUGGUGUGUCUUUUGCGGCGUCCCGUCAUUAGUGCGCGAAGGGAAGUAGGAAGCGACGGAGGUGAGCUGUUCUCGGGUCCGGGAUGGCGGCGUUCCGGGCGCUCGGCCUGGCGCCCUGGCUGGUGGCCCAAGCGGAGCAGAUGGGCCUGACGAGGCCUACUCCGGUGCAAGAAGCCUGCAUCCCUCCUACUCUCCGAGGUCAUGACUGUAUGGGAUGUGCGAAGACGGGGAGUGGGAAGACAGCUGCAUUUGUGCUGCCGAUCUUGCAGAAACUUUCAGAAGAUCCCUAUGGCAUUUUUUGCUUGGUUCUGACACCAACUAGAGAACUGGCUUACCAGAUAGCCGAACAGUUCCGUGUCCUCGGGAAGCCAUUGGGCUUAAAGGAUUGCAUCAUUGUUGGUGGCAUGGACAUGGUGGCCCAGGCCCUGGAGCUGUCCCGGAAGCCUCACGUUGUUGUCGCCACCCCUGGCCGGCUGGCCGAUCACCUCCGGAGUUCCGGAACGUUCAGCCUCCAAAAGAUCAAGUUUUUGGUCCUGGACGAGGCUGACCGUUUGCUGGAGCAGGGCUGCACCGACUUCACCCAAGACCUGGAGGUGAUCCUGGCUGCCGUGCCGGGCGCCAGGCAGACCCUCCUCUUCAGCGCCACGCUGACCGACACCCUGAACGAGCUCAAGCAGAUCGCCAUGAACAAGCCCUUCUUCUGGGAGUCUCCAUCGGAAGUGCGGACGGUGGAAGAACUCGACCAGCGCUAUCUGCUGGUGCCCGAGAAGGUCAAGGAUGCCUACCUCGUCCAUCUGGUCCAGACGUUUCAGGAUGAGCAUGAAGACUGGUCCGUCAUCAUCUUCACCAACACCUGCAAGAACUGCCAGGUCUUGAACAUGAUGCUGAGGAAAUUCAACUUCCCCUCGGUGGCUCUGCAUUCGAUGAUGAAGCAGAAACAACGUUUCGCUGCUCUGGCCAAGUUCAAAUCCAGCGUCUACAAGAUCCUCAUAGCGACCGACGUGGCCGCCAGAGGACUUGACAUCCCUACGGUCCAAGUGGUCAUCAACCACAACACUCCGGGGCUCCCUAAAAUCUACAUCCAUCGGGUAGGCCGGACUGCCCGGGCAGGUCGGCACGGCAUCGCCAUCACCCUGGUGACCCAGUACGACAUCCACCUGGUCCACGCGAUCGAGGAGCAGAUCAAAAUGAAGCUCCAGGAGUUCUCCGUGGAAGAUCGGUCCGAGCGGUCCGUGCUGAACAUCCUCACCCAAGUGAACGUGGUGCGGCGGGAGUGCGAGAUUAGAUUAGAGGCAACCGAUUUUGACGAGAAGAAGGAAAUCAACAAGCGGAAGCAGAUGAUCCUAGAAGGAAAGGAUCCAGACUUGGAGGAGCAGCGGAAGGCCGAGCUAGCCAAGAUCAGGAAGAAGAACGGCGAGUUCCGCAGCAGGGUGCAGCAGACGUUGCGGGAGAAGAAACAGCAGCAGCUGCGGCGGAAGCUGAAUAAGAAAAUGCGUCGGCGGCAGAAGCGGCAGCCAGUCGCAGCCGAGUAGCCUCUUUUGUGCCUCUCAUCCCGGCAUCCGAGGGUCAGAGUCAAGAGAUUGGAACUCGUGUCCCUGUUAUUUAAUACGGUGCUUGGAGGGGAGAGGAUGCCCCCCCCACGUCUCCAGCCAGGAGGGACAGUCCCAUGGAAACCCCCUGCCACGUGGUCACAGCUGGAAGUCUUCCUGUGGAAGGGUUUGGGGGCUGGGGGUUCCCCAAGAGAACUGCUGGCCAGUGGGAAGAGAGAGGUACACUGGAAUCCCCAGGAAGAGGGAUUUGAAAACUGAACAGGGGGCCUGGGCAUCUUCAGAUGCCGGGGCAUCUUUUUCUCCACUUGCCUAUCCCAUUGGCUUUCUUUUCCCAUUCUGUCAUCCAAGUUCACGCCGAGAACCGCUUUUGUUUCACCUUGCCCUUCCGUGACGUCCUGUCGUUUCACACCCCUUGGCUUCCGUUCCAAGAUUGCCUUAAUUUCUCCAUUCCCCGAGGCAGUUUUCCCUGCCCCGUUCAUACGGGAGGAGUUCGGGGUUCCUUGAAUCGGGUUAGGGCCAAACCCCAGGCCCUUAGUAGCCCUGAGAAAAGUAGCUCCCAGCCGCAUUCCCUGGGAGAAAACUAGUUGUCCUCCAUAAGAUCAGAUCCGGGUAAAACAAGGAAAAAAACCCCAUCUUCGCAGGGGUCGUUUCAUCUGGGCCUGUACCCGCUCCGGCCCCCUUCCUGUUCUGUGCCGUAAUUCCAUUACCCUCAGGACCUUUGACUGCUUAAAGGCCAGACUGGUAAUUCCCAGCUUGUGUAGCAGAGAUGGAACGCUGCACCACAAGAAACAAAAGAUCUCUAUGAGUACUGAGUAUACACUCACAGAGGGGGCUGCCCACUGCCUCUCUGCGUGAUACCCUGCUGGGUGAUUGUCGGGCAUCUGCACGGGGUGGGAUUGGGUUGUCCGGUCCCUCCUGACACACCCAACUGUUCUUUGUGCUCUAGCUCAUAUUUCUCGGUAAAAUUCAGUAGUGCCCCUAAUUCGGAGGUGGGGAGAAAUGUGCAUCCAGGAGGUUAUCAGAAAUGUGGGAUAUUCAGGGCUGCGAAUCAUGAGAACUUCAGGAUCCUGGUUUCUGUAUUGAAUAAUUUGUUUUUACUAAAAUAAAAGAAUCUGGUCCCUGAUCCUGCAUGAAUUGGAAGUACUGUGGAUAUAG